GAAGAAGAAGUAAUGGAUCGAAGCUCCUUGUUUCUCUCGCGAGAUCUGACAACACCGCGCGUGAACUGAGCGGGACGAAGAAAAACAAAAUGGCGUUUGGUAGGAAAAGACGUUAAUGUGGUUUGUUAUAGUGCUUUUUUUUCAUAAACAGCACGUACACUUACAUAUAUGUGCUUUUUACUACAUUAAACGUCGUUAAUAAUUGUUUAGGUCUGGAUACAUUAGUUUAAGCGCAACUCGUUGCUGCCCGUACUAGCUUAGCUUGCUAGUUAGCUUAGCGUGUUAGCUGCUAACAAAGAGAGGCGGAAGUGAUGAAAACACAUCGCUAAGCAGAGAUCAAGUGUGAGUGUAAAGUGUUGUGAUUGUGUGAAAAUGUGCGAAAGAAAGAUAGCAGAGUACAAAGAGGAACUUUAUGGAACCAAACUACUGGACGCUGUUGCCAAGAAACAUCAAGUUGUGUUACACAGAACAGCAGACGUCCAGCAGACCUCCCACAUUAAAGAGGAAGAGGAGGAAGUGUGGAUCUCUCAGGAGGAAGAGUGUCUUCUAGGGCAGGAGGAGGCUGAUCUCACCAAGUUUCCACUGACUGUUGUCUCUGUGAAGACUGAAGAGCAUGAAGACAAACCACCUGAGUCCUCACAGCUUCAUCACAGUCCAAACGUCUGGGAAGAACAUCUUCUCCCUGAGCGGCAAGGGCGGCGCUUCAGGAUGGAGCAGGAGGGGCCACAGCCCUCCAGCAUCAAAGAGGAAGAUGAGGCGCCACAGUCCCUGCACAUUAAAGAGGAAGACGAGAGCCCACUGACCCCCCACGUUAAGGAAGAAGAGGAGGCCCCGCAGCCCCCUCGCAUUAAAGACGAAGAGGAGGAACACAGCAUCAGUCAGGAGUUCCCAGUGAUUGUUGUCACUCAACUUGUUGUUGAGCAUCUUGAAGGACUGGAGGAGGUUGAUGUCACCAAGAUGCCAGUGACUGGUGUCCCUGUGAAGAGUGAAGAUGAUGAUGAUGAUGAUGAUGAACAUCUUCCUGAGCAGCAGAAGUGGAGCUUCGGGAUGGCGACGGAGGAGCCACAUCCCUCCCACAUUAAGGAGGAAGAUGCGGAGCUACAGACUCUGCACAUUAAAGAGGAAGAGGAGGAACACAGCAUCAGUCAGGAGGGAGAGCAUCUUGAGUUCCCAGUGACUGGUGUCAUUGUGAAGAGUGAAGGUGAUGAGGUCAAAGGUGAGAGUGAGGAGAAGAGAGAGGCGGAGCCUCCAAGCAGCAGCUCAACAGAAGCUGAUGGAGACCACUGUGGAGGAUCACAAGCAGACAAGUUCUUAGCUCCACUAUCAGAUAGUGAGCACACAACGUCACACUCUCCUGACACUGAUGAUGAAGACUCUAAAGACUCUAAGACAUGUCACACUGACAACGCACGCUUCAAAUGUUCUCACUGCGACAAAACCUUUAGAUUCCGCUGCGCUCUAAUAACACACGUGCGAAAACACACCGGAGAAAGACCAUUCGUGUGCUCAGUUUGCAGCGGGAGAUUCUCUACGAAGUCCAAUUUGGAAAAGCACAAAACGGUGCACACUGGAGAAAAACCUUUCAUCUGCUCAGUCUGCUCUAAGGGUUUCAGACUGAGACAGGACUGGAAAGCACACAUGAGGAUACACACAGGAGAGAAAGUGUUUAGUUGCAGUGCGUGUGGUGAAAGAUUCUCUUCCAAGUACCAGUGUAAGAGACACAAGUGUGCUGGUGAGAACAGCCGCAGUAGGGGGGGCAACGUGGCUCAGGUGGUAGCGCGGCCGUGCCAGCCGACCCAGGGUUGCUGGUUCGUAACGAGCUUCCGUCAUCCGAGUCACGGCUGUAGUGUCCUUCUUCCCAGUGCCCCGACUUUGUACGCCACCGCUGGGCCCCUGAUGCUCUCAGUGUCGGGGGUGAACUCGUCCUCUUGCCGGUGAAACGAAAAGCUCCAGUCCAUGAGGAGGACCUGAUGUUUUCAUUUGCUCAACAGCAUCAGUGUUAGAAUAAUUGUUUCUAAGUUAUCACAAAAACUUUGUGUUGCAUCGAGUGCCCGGUGAGAAGCAAAAGCUGUCUUUGAAACCUACCAAGAAGACAUGCUUGCCAACCUUGAGACCUCUGAUUUCGGGAGGUGGGGUCGG
This is a messenger RNA of Nerophis lumbriciformis (worm pipefish), 2139 nucleotides long. The record is from RefSeq and is a predicted model, not a curated record. Lineage: Eukaryota; Metazoa; Chordata; Actinopteri; Syngnathiformes; Syngnathidae.